UAUUAUUACUAUUAUUCUCAAAAUAAUUGGAGCAUUGAAAAUUCUUGAAUUGGAUUUACUCUAGAUCUUAAGUUAUGAAUGAAAAAUAAUAAAUAACUAUACAAUAAUGGAAGAGUUACUUGCGUGCCGAGUUUGCCUUGCAACUAAUAUAAAACUUUACGACAUAUAUAAAUAUAAACUGAAAUAUGUUUACGAAAUAAUCAGUGGCAUUGAGAUCUCUCCGGGGGACAACUAUCCACAUUAUUUAUGUGUAUAUUGUAGAUCAUUACUGUUGAAAUGUUUUUCAUUCAGGGAGAGAUGUAUAAAGUCACAGGAUCUCAUGAAAUUCGCUGAACGGGAUGGUGAACUUCUUACAACGAAAAAACUCGAAUCUUUAGCCGCUUAUAACCAAAUAAUGUUACCAUAUUCUAUAUUCAAAAUAAAAACAACAGACAUAUUCGAUAUAGACAUAAAAAAGGAAACAGACCUAACGUUGAAAGAAGAAAUAGACUACAGUGACGAGGAACCUUUAGCGAAUAAAGUAAAAAAGAAUAAAAAAGAUGAAGAUAGUUCAGUUGUAAAUGAAAUUGAAGCUAAUUGCGAUGAUGAUAGGAGUGAUUUUGACUUACAAUUGGAUACACAGGACUGUAAAAAUGAUGUAUCCAACUUUGAUAUUGAGUUAAAAUGUCUCACUAAAGAGGAGCAAUAUAACGAAUUAUUAGCAAGAAAAUCAUCACAGAAUUAUAUAAAUUCAUUUUACAAAUGCGAACUGUGUUUCAAAGGAUUCCUUCAGGAUGAGACUUAUAAAAAACAUAUGAUCCGACACGAUCCGUCAUCGGGCGAUGAAUCCUGCGAUGUCUGCAAAACAAGAUGGCCGAACAAAAGAGCAUUGAAAUCCCACAUAACAACAGCUCACGAAAGGAAAUAUAUAUGUAAACUAUGUAAUUUAGAAAUCAAGAGCAGUCAUCGAGCAAAGGAACAUCUAAAAUGGCAUACUGGUCAUAGAUUCGUCUGUAAAAUAUGUGGCUUAACCUUUUCAAAAUCAACGAGCCACUUAACCCAUGUUCGGUUACACCAUCCGUCGAAGAAUUGUUGUGGAAUUUGCGGAGAGAGUUUUCUUAGUGAAGUCGGAUUGAGGAUGCAUUGUAAAAAGUCACAUCGGGAGGUCGAGGUUUCUGUAGUAACAAGAGCGAAGAUAGUGUGUUGUGUAUGUGACACCCACUUCAAGACUGUUGAAGCUAUGAAGCGGCACGUUGCUCAUACUAGUGACGGCGUGUGUGACGCCAAGUACAGUUCAUGCUACCAGUGUGGGGAAAUCUAUCCGACGCAGGUUGCGUUAAAGGAACACUUAAAGUCGCAUGACAGCGGCGUCAAAUGUGAAGAGUGCGACAGACAAUUCGCUCAUAGCCGGUCCUUCUCAAUCCACUAUCAACGUGUUCAUCUGGGAAUCAAACUGCAACCGUACAAGCCGCGGGAACGUCGGGCCCAUGUAGAUUGGGUCUGUGAGGUGUGCGGGAAAAAAUGUAUUUCCAACGCUUCGCUGGUUUGUCAUCAGCGAAUCCAUACGGGGGAGAAGCCUUAUCAGUGCAGGGAUUGUCCAAAGCGGUUCAGCAUAUUCCAAAGGUUAAAAAUCCAUCAACGCACCCACACUGGGGAAAGACCAUUCAAAUGUGCAGUAUGCCCGAAGGCGUUCAAACACAAAGCUGCCUUAAACAGACAUGAUAGGGUACAUUCAGGAGCGAAACCCUAUCAGUGUAUACAUUGUGGAAAAACGUUUUCCCAGUCGAAUUCUCGUAAACUUCACAUAAGGACGGUACACCUGAAGCUGCCUACCCCCUAUAGAAGCAGUCGGUAUAGGACUGAAGAUACAGACGUACUAGAAAAUAAUGGCCUAAAGUUACCAGGUUAAGCAAGGUUACAAUUUGGAUGGGUGACCGCUUUUUUUCAUACUAAAGAAACGUCUUUAUCUAGGACGAAUAAGCUGGCUAUAAGAGUUAUUUUUAAGCGAUUCAUCAUAAUCACCGCACUUGGCGAUUUCAUUGGGGAUUUAGAUACUUAACGCAGUCAA
Molecule: messenger RNA, 2047 nt
Organism: Spodoptera exigua (beet armyworm)
Lineage: Eukaryota; Metazoa; Arthropoda; Insecta; Lepidoptera; Noctuidae
Source: the annotation of a GenBank genome assembly